This is a messenger RNA of Anguilla anguilla (European eel), 1137 nucleotides long. RefSeq names its product zinc-binding protein A33-like. Gene Ontology annotation, molecular function: protein binding. The transcript is spliced from 5 exons. The coding region runs from base 1 to 948 and encodes 315 amino acids. Lineage: Eukaryota; Metazoa; Chordata; Actinopteri; Anguilliformes; Anguillidae. The record is from RefSeq and is a predicted model, not a curated record.
AUGACCAAGAGCCUCUCUGUGUCGUCUGAGGAACUCAAGCCUGCACUUAAUCAUAUUAAAGAAAAACUGAAGAGGUUUACUGACGUUGAACAAGAAUGUAAGAAAACAGCUGAACACAUCAAGAGUCAGGCCCAGCACACAGAGAGGCAGAUAAAGGCAGAGUUUGAGAAGCUCCACCAGUUCCUGCGAGAGGAAGAGGAGGCCAGACUAGCUGCUCUGAGAGUGGAAGAUGAGCAGAAGAGUCGGAUCAUGAAAGAGAAGAUAGAAAGCAUCACAGGACACAUCUCCACUCUUACAGACAAAAUCAUUGCUAUAGAGAAGGCCAUGGACACUGAAGACACCUCCUUUUUACAGAGCUACAAGAACAUCAAGGAAAGCCUUUUAAAUAUCAUUCUUCUUGUGGUGCUGGACCCCAAUACUGUAUGUGCCACUCUCUCCCUCUCUGAUGAUCUGACCACUGUGAGACACACAGAUACAAAGCAGAAAUAUCCUGACAAUCCAGAGAGGUUUAGCUACUGUGCGUUUGUGCUGGGAUCUGCGGGGUUUACCUCAGGGAAACACAGCUGGGAGGUGAAGGUUGGGAAUAAAUCUGAUUGGACUAUAGGGGUGAUGAAAGAGUCCAUCAGUAGGAAGGGAAAUAUAACAUACUCCCCAAAGAGAGGAUUCUGGGUCUUAAUGCUGAGGAAUGGUGGUAGGUACAGAGCAGCUGGAGUUACUGACCUCACACUGAAGAGGAAACCCCAGAGCAUCAGAGUGCAGCUGGACUAUGACAGGGGGGAGGUGUCCUUCUUUGACUCCAGUGACAUGUCACUCAUUUACACUUUUAAAGACACAUUUACUGAGAGAGUCUUCCCAUUCUUCUCUCCACAUUUGAGAACAGAUAACAAUGAUGGAUCCCUGCAAAUAUGCCCAGUGAAAAUCUCUGUAAAAGUGAAGUCAAUCCAGUGAAGGUAUUUGUUUUAAAAAAAAGAACAAAGUAGAGAUGUUGUACUUGGAAAUAACUUUUGUUGUUUCUAAUGUGUCUCAGCAUGCCUGGUUUCUGACUUGGGUACUCUGGGGUAGACUUGCUGGAGAUGUGAAUUGAUCAAGGUGAGGUGGUUGAUGGCCUACCAGAAAUAAGUGGGAGGCAGACAUACA